AUGACGGCCGCCACAACCGUAGAAAAAACCACCACAAUCACAGAGAAGAAGACCACCACCACCACAACCACAACUACACGGCGUUGCACCUCAACAACGCCCACAACCACAUCACCACGACGGAAAAUCCUCCGCCUACUCCUUCUCCCACUUUCCAUCCUCCUCCUUGCGGUUUGCGCCCCAUUAAUAUACCCUGACCUAUUCCUUACACAAUCACAAAUAGCACAAGUAACACAAUUUUUCGACUCCACACCCCUCUCCUCCUUUGUACAAUUUUCCACUAGCACCCCUCUUUCCAGCACCCUCAACAGUACCUCCAAUGCGGUUCGAGGUGGACAUACGAACAACUGGGCGGUCCUAGUCUGCACCUCCAAAUUUUGGUUCAACUAUCGACACAUAGCCAACACUCUCGGCAUGUAUCGCACAGUCAAGCGUCUUGGAAUCCCUGACUCGAACAUCAUUUUGAUGCUUGCAGACGAUGCCGCUUGUAACCCACGCAACAAGUUUCCUGGCAAUGUAUGGGCUUCCACAGCCAACCGACUCGACCUGUACGGACACAACAUAGAAGUUGACUAUCGUGGAUACCAAGUUUCGGUCGAAAACCUCAUACGACUUCUCACAGGACGCCUCCCACCGACCACUCCAAAGAGCAAGAGGUUGAAUAGCGAUGCCCGAUCCAACGUCUUCUUAUAUAUGACUGGACACGGAGGGGACGAAUUUCUCAAGUUCCAAGACUAUGAAGAAAUCUCUGCGGUGGAUAUCGCCGACGCGAUCGAACAAAUGUGGCAAAAAAAACGAUACCACGAACUAUUCUUCAUGGUAGAUACCUGCCAAGCUAACACCCUGUAUACUAAGAUCUAUUCCCCGAACGUGCUUGCGACAGGUUCCAGCGGGAAAGGUCAGAACAGUUACAGUCACGGAGCCGACUACGAUCUGGGUGUAGCUAUGAUUGAUAGAUUUACGAAUUUUGUACUGGAGUGGAUGGAAGGGAAGGAUAAGACGACUGAUGCAACGAUGAAGGAUUUGUUCGAGAGUUAUGAUUCUAGUGUGAUAGAGUCAGAUCCGGGGUUGAGGACGGAUCUGUUUGGGAGAGAGGUGGGGGAUGUCAAGGUGACAGAUUUCUUUGGGGGAGUGAGUCAGGUUGAUUUAACACCAGCAGUGGGGAGUGAAGAGGGGAGGAAGGGGGAGCCGUUUCUCAUGUGA
Ustilago hordei is the source of this 1203-nucleotide messenger RNA. Its product is annotated as putative GPI8 - GPI-anchor transamidase. Gene Ontology annotation, molecular function: GPI-anchor transamidase activity. Bases 1 to 1203 code for a protein of 400 amino acids. The record is from RefSeq and is a predicted model, not a curated record. Gene Ontology annotation, biological process: proteolysis; protein localization to cell surface; attachment of GPI anchor to protein. Gene Ontology annotation, cellular component: GPI-anchor transamidase complex. Lineage: Eukaryota; Fungi; Basidiomycota; Ustilaginomycetes; Ustilaginales; Ustilaginaceae. The transcript has a single exon.